ACCAAUACAGUAAGGAACUACCACUAGUGUGAAUACUUAGCAGGUCUUGUUGCGAGUUGACCCCGAGUUAGUUUCACUUCUUAACAACCUAUUCAGUAUUCUCUCUCUGGAUGUCUCUUUUUCAAUCUGUCACAAUCACCAUCACAAACUCUUAUUGUUGUUGAACGAAGCAGAGCGAGAGAGAGAGAGUCAUGGUUGGACCUUCAAGGCCUCAAUUUGUUCUCUUUGGAUCCUCCAUUGUUCAGCUUAGUUACAGCCAUGGCGGUUGGGGUACCAUUCUCUCCGAUAUCUACUCUCGCAAGGCAGACAUAGUGCUUAGGGGAUACUAUGGAUGGAACUCACGACGUGCCCUUCAAGUCCUCCAUAAAGUUUUCCCAAAGGAUGCUGCUGCACAACCUACUCUUGUAAUAGUUUAUUUUGGAGGUAAUGAUUCCAUGGGUCCUCACUCAUCUGGCCUUGGCCCUCAUGUGCCUCUUCCUGAAUAUAUUGAGAACAUGAGGAAGAUUCUGGUUCAUCUUCAGAGCCUCUCUGAAACGAUGCGUAUCCUUGUUCUUAGCUGUCCGCCUGUCAAUGAAGAAAAAGUAAAAGGAAAUACUAGUGGAAUAUUUAGCGAGCUGGUAAGAACAAAUGAAUUGUGCCAAAGCUAUUCAGAAGCAUGCAUAAAGCUAUGCAAGGAACUGGAUGUGAAAGUCAUUGAUCUUUUCAAUGCACUACAGAAGAGAGACGAUUGGAUGAAUGCUUGUUUUACUGAUGGUAUACAUUUGGCAUCUGAGGGAAGCAAAAUUGUGGUGAAGGAGAUACUGAAAGUGCUUAAGGAGGCUGAGUGGGAGCCAUGCCUUCAUUGGAAGUCCAUGCCAACUGAAUUUGCAGAAGAUUCACCAUAUGAUCUUGUUGCAGCUGAUGGCAAAACUACACUGAAUCCUUCUGAGUGGACUUUCUAUAGGGAAGUUCAGUGGGACUAGGUUUUUAGGGUUUAUCAUUUUAUCAAACUUAAUUAAUCAUGGUCUCUGGCCUUUAUUAUUUUCAUUAGGCACAUGACAGAGCCCACAGGAAAUGGUAGUUUCCUUAUUUCUGUUUUUUCUUAUUUAGAACAUUGCCUCGAGUAGUAAGAGUAUUUUUGUUAUAUUUUAUAAUAUGGUCUUUGUGAGUUAACAAAUUUGUAAUUUCAUGACACAAAUGAAAAUGAUGAUCGGUGUAGAGUCUAUGUCCCUUCAGAUGAUGUGAAGAUAUUACUCACUGUUUAAUGUAUAGCAAUAUAAUAAGGGCAAUGCUACGAUGAAGAUGCCUAUUUUUUU
Messenger RNA from Arachis duranensis, 1295 nucleotides. Its product is annotated as GDSL esterase/lipase WDL1. The record is from RefSeq and is a predicted model, not a curated record. The transcript is spliced from 6 exons. Bases 192 to 962 code for a protein of 256 amino acids. Lineage: Eukaryota; Viridiplantae; Streptophyta; Magnoliopsida; Fabales; Fabaceae.